Erpetoichthys calabaricus (reedfish) is the source of this 2113-nucleotide messenger RNA. RefSeq names its product NOP58 ribonucleoprotein homolog (yeast) (gene nop58). The transcript is spliced from 16 exons. The record is from RefSeq and is a predicted model, not a curated record. The coding region runs from base 210 to 1943 and encodes 577 amino acids. Gene Ontology annotation, cellular component: box C/D methylation guide snoRNP complex; small-subunit processome. NCBI's taxonomy places the organism in Eukaryota, Metazoa, Chordata, Cladistia, Polypteriformes, Polypteridae. Gene Ontology annotation, molecular function: snoRNA binding.
CGCUUGCUGGCUACUGCGCAUGCUCCCGUCUCGGGUGUCCGCGUGGUGAGUGGAGAGCGCGUGUCGUUGCAGUGCAGAAGAAGCGCGCAGUUUUCAGAAGUUUUUAUUUCGGUAUUUUUUUUUUUGCCGUCCACACAUUCCGGGAGCUGUUCAGUGGGACAGCGGCCCCGAUUAUUUUCCUACGUAGUGUCGUCUUUUUCUGAAUCAGAAUGCUGGUGCUGUUCGAGACCGCGGCGGGCUACGCAAUCUUUAAGGUUCUGGACGAGCGGAAACUUCAAGAGGUAGAUAGCCUGUGGAAGGAGUUUGAGAGUCCGGAAAAGGCCAACAAGAUAGUGAAGCUGAAACACUUCGAGAAGUUCCAGGACACCACUGAAGCUUUAGCAGCGGCCACUGCGCUAGUGGAGGGCAAGAUUGGGAAACGUUUGAAGAAAGUUUUGAAGAAGGUGGUAGCCAAGGAGGCCCAUGAGGAAUUGGCCAUCAGUGAUGCGAAGCUGGGGGGCGUCAUUAAGGACAAGCUGAGUUUGAACUGUGUGCACAGCCCAGCAGUGGCCGAGUUAAUGAGGGGAAUCCGUACCCAACUUGAUGGACUGAUCACUGGUCUUCCUCCUAGGGAGUUCACUGCAAUGUCUUUGGGUUUGGCUCACAGCUUGUCUCGCUACAAACUAAAGUUCAGCCCAGACAAGGUGGAUACCAUGAUUGUACAGGCCAUCUCUCUCCUCGAUGACCUGGACAAAGAGUUGAAUAAUUACAUCAUGCGGUGCAGAGAAUGGUAUGGCUGGCAUUUCCCAGAACUUGGAAAAAUAAUCUCGGACAACCUGGCUUACUGUAAAUCUGUACAGAGAAUAGGGGACAGGGUUAAUGUUGCCAGCACAGAUCUUUCAGACAUUCUUCCAGAAGAAGUGGAAACUGAAGUGAAAACUGCAGCAGAGAUCUCCAUGGGAACAGAAGUAUCAGAGGAAGAUAUCUGCAAUAUUUUGCAUUUAUGUCAGCAGGUUAUCGAGAUCUCUGAAUACCGCACACAGCUGUAUGAUUAUCUCAAGAACCGUAUGAUGGCGAUUGCCCCCAAUCUGACUAUCUUGGUGGGUGAGCUUGUGGGAGCCAGACUUAUCGCACAUGCAGGUUCUCUCUUGAAUUUGGCCAAACACCCAGCAUCAACUGUGCAGAUCCUUGGAGCAGAGAAGGCUCUCUUUAGAGCUCUGAAGUCCAAAAAAGACACUCCCAAGUAUGGUCUGAUCUAUCAUGCCUCAUUAGUGGGGCAGACUACUCCCAAAAACAAGGGCAAGAUUUCUAGGAUGCUGGCAUCCAAAACGGCUUUAGCAAUUCGUUAUGAUGCUCUGGGAGAGGACACCAAUGCAGAAAUUGGAGCAGAACACAGAGCCAAACUGGAAGCAAGGUUAAGGCACCUGGAGGAGAGGGGGAUCAGAAGAAUUAGUGGCACAGGCAAAGCACUGGCACGGGCAGAUAAAUACCAGUACAAGAGUGAGGUGAAGACUUUUGAUCCUUCUGGUGACUCCACGUUGCCUCCUGUGUCAAAGAAAAGGCGGUUUGAAGAAGUGGAGCAGGAGGAAGAGGGUGAGGUGGUCACUGUUGAAAUGAAAGUGAAAAAAAUUAAGAAGGAGCCAGCAGUAGAGGAAGCCACCGCUGAGGAUGUGGAGACAGAGACUCCAAAGAAGAAGAAGAAAAAAGAAAAGCACAAGAGUCCUGAAGAGGAGGAGGAGGAGGCAGAGGCCGCCAUUAUUGUGAAAGUCAAGAAAGAAAAGAGAGGGGAAGCAGAAGUGGUAGCGGAGGCAGAAGAGGAGCAGCCUGCAAAGAAGAAGAAGAAAAAGGACAAAAAGCAGGCCAUAACAGAGGAGGCCGAGGAGGAACCCGAGCUCCCAGUGCAGACAACAGAGAAAAAGAAGAAGAAGAAGAAAAUGAAAGUGGAGGAAGAGGAGGAGGAUUGAAGUGCUUGCUGCACUUUUUAUUUGAACCUGUCAGUUUUGUGACAGCCACUAAGCAGGUGUGCGACUCCAUGUACUUUAUUGUCGUGUGCUGCUUUUUUUAUUUCUUGUCAAUUAUUUGCCCCCCCCUCUGUAUAUUUUCCCCUUGUUGAACUAAAGCUAAUGUUAAACUA